Molecule: messenger RNA, 3265 nt
Organism: Paramormyrops kingsleyae
Lineage: Eukaryota; Metazoa; Chordata; Actinopteri; Osteoglossiformes; Mormyridae
Product: platelet-derived growth factor C-like
Biological process (GO): positive regulation of cell population proliferation; positive regulation of ERK1 and ERK2 cascade; positive regulation of cell migration
Cellular component (GO): membrane
Molecular function (GO): platelet-derived growth factor receptor binding; growth factor activity
Source: RefSeq, a predicted model, not a curated record
UACAGCACCUGUUGUGUCGCCAGUUGGCAGUCUGGGUCCACUCAUGCUUCAGACGCCGCCGCCUCAGUACUGCCUCUCGAUACAUGGGAUUAGACUUCACGCAGCAUCGGGAGUCCGUCUUAACGGGAUCGUCCGGGAAAAGUUUGGAUUUUUAGCGAAGGACCCGCAGCACUGUACACGUCUACGCUCGCAAUGCAAGAAUAAUGGACGCGAUCGAAUACUUUGGGGACGACUGAUAGGAUAACAAAGUGGCAGUGAUUCGAAAACGAAGGACAUGGACCAUUAUACUCCAUCAUAAAAGUGCAGGAAAGUUCAUCACGUUAAUUGCACGCCUCAGGGUAACCCGGCAUAUGCGGACGGUGCACAGUCUUUAGACUUGCUUGAUGAACAUUAAAACUUUUGCCGGAGUUUUAACAAAGUAAGCAGGUGCUUGGUGUUUGCAUCCCACGGAGCAGACUUGCGUGUCGGCGUGCAGCGAUUCAACUUUUCUGGAGGGUCUGUGGGUGCAUCAAAUAGCCUAGCAUGUAAAGUUUCUUUUUUCUCCUUUUACCGACGUGAAGGGGACUUUUUGAUCCGAUUAUGUGGAUACCAGUUUGUCCGCCGAUGCUUUUAAAUCGGGAUACCGGCUCUCGCACCCAGCACAGAUCGUGAAUGGUGACAAAACACGUCCUGAGACGCCCGGCUCUGAAGUCCCAUCCAUAGGUCUCGCAGUUCACCGUCAUCCAAAUGAUCCUGUUAUUGUUGUUCCUCCUUGUGUCGUCUGCUCAGCGUCAUGGAUCGGGGGCUGAAUCAAGUGUCGGCAACACGUUUCAACACUCCGGCUUGAAAGGGCUGAGCGGUGUGCAGAAUGAGAGAAUCAUCCGCGUGUCAGCCGAGGGAACGGUGAGCAGCCCGGACUUCCCCCAGACGUACCCCCGCAACCGCAUUCUCGUCUGGAGGCUCGUCGCGGCGAGUGAGAACAUGCGGAUACAACUGGUGUUCGACGAGAGAUUUGGCCUCGAGGAGACCGAAGACGGGAUAUGCAAGUAUGACUUUGUAGAGAUUGAGGACCCUGUUGAAGGUACCAUUCUGGGCCGGUGGUGUGGAUCUCAGGCUGCACCAGGAAAGCUCGUGUCCAAAGGGAACCAGUUUCGGAUCCAAUUCCAGUCUGAUCAGUAUCUUCCCUCCAAGCCCGGAUUCUGCAUCCGAUAUUCCCCGGUCCCUGUGAAAGUUCCGGAGCCGGCGGCCCCAGCGGUGUCGGCCCCUUCUCUGCAGAGCCUGGAGGUGUUGACUGAAGCUGUGUCUGGCCUCAGCACAGUGGAGGAGGUCAUGAAAUACCUGGAGCCGGAUCAAUGGCAGCUCCACAUGGAGGAUCUCUACAAGCCAGCAUGGCCCGUGCUGGGCAAGUCGUUCUUUCAUCACAGGAAAGCCAGAGCACCUGAUACCAAAUUUCAAGGCGCAGUGGACCUGAACGUGUUGAAGGAGGAGGUGAGACUGUACAGCUGCACGCCGCGCAACUUCUCUGUGUCUCUCCGCGAAGAGCUGCGGCGAACCGACACCAUCUUCUGGCCCAGCUGCCUCCUGGUCAAGCGGUGCGGUGGGAACUGCGCGUGCUGCUCGUACGGCUGCCGCGACUGCCAGUGCGUGCCCACCAGGGUCACCAAGAAGUACCAUGAGGUUCUUCAGCUGAGGCACCGAGGUGGGGGCAAGGGUUUCCAGAAGUCCCUGACCGACGUGCACUUGGAGCACCAUGAGGAAUGUACCUGCAUCUGCAAAGAGGAACCCAACGGCUGAAGCGGUCCUGCUCAAGCAGCUAAAUCUUCGGAGCCCCCCCCUGCCGUUACGAUGAACUCCAAAACCGAGUCUUUAUUUACAGAUACCCCCCCCAUGCCUACAGAAUGGGUAGUGUUCCCACCCCCCCCAAAAAAAAAAAAAAAACUCUAUGGAUGACUGGCGUGCAAGUAAGAGGGCUUGAGUUGGAACUUUUGAGUGCGUUCCAAAUAGAGAAGACUGACAUUGGAGGGCAGUUGUUAAUUAUUUGCUCUUUUAUAUCACUGAGGGGCAGUCGAUUGUUUCUCGGUCUCUGGAAACGCCGGCUGAUGAAAGGGACCCGCGGAGGAAGGAGACGCUGGCAGCUCUGGCCUCAGACUCCCCGCUAGUUUUCUUUUUGCCGCAGACUGUUGAAAUUCCACACACACGGCUUCAGAGGGUCUCGGGGAAAGCGCUCUUUCUUCUCCAAGUGUCGUCCAUAUAAUAGGGGCUUCGCCGCCUUCUGACUUCUGAUGUCCCCUAACGCUUGAUGUCUGGGAAGUAGUUUUUAUCGCCAUCUUACCUGCUAUAGUCCAUGUGUUCCAUAGUCCAUGUGACCCAAGAGUCUUUAUUUUAACAUUCUGUCAAAAAAUAUUUAUCUCCGCAUUUCAGAGUUGUUUUUCUGGGGUCUUUGCAAACUUCCUUAUUCUGAUCUCCGUCGUUGUCCGAUAUGUUACCAAAGGUAUUUAACACUACAUUUGCAUUUAUUACCUUGAUCAAUACUGGUGAUUGAUGGUGUGAGGGGUGAGUUUACAGCCAACAGAGUCAUCAAACAACUUAAUAGGAUGUGAAAGCUGUUGGGAAAAAAUGCCACCGUGUACAGAAGUAACUCAUCAGCCACACAUACGUAAAUUUUGUGUUUUUUUGUUAUUUACAUGUUUGAUAUGUUCUAGGAUAGACAUGGAUUUUUUUUUUAAUUCUAUAAACAAUGUAAUGAAGUGUGUUCAUUAUAUUUGUCGUCAUAUUUGUCAAACUGUGGUUAUUUUGUGUCAGCAUUUCCUAGUUAUGCCUGUUUAUUUUAGUUCUAUCACAAUGUGAUGGGUCUGUUUCUAUUUCAUGCAAUUAAAUUUUCCCUGUGUAUAAUGAAACACAGCUAUCCAUUUUCGCAUUAGAUGUAAAUAUUUUUAGAUGCAUUGUUUUCUUGUCGUUACUUAAAAAAUUUACACGCAUUUGCUGCAAACGGACCUUAAAAGUGUGCGUUGAACAACAUUAUGUCGGUCAUUAAACUUAUAUUGAAUUUCUAUAAUUACCAAUACUAAUGACGGUUAGUCUCAUUUGUUGAAAAAGUGAGGGUGAGUGAUCCAUGUUUUGUAAACAGUUUCCGAGGUAUUGUUAGAGCUACGUGCUAUGAAACCAUUAGCUAAUAAAAUGUUUUCAUUUAACGAUGGGGUCAUCAUGGUGUUUCUGAAAUUGAAUUUCAGUAUGGUAUAUUUGGAAAAUAAAACGUGACAUUAAAAUUGCAGUCUGAACAAGGCUA